This is a messenger RNA of Metarhizium brunneum ARSEF 3297, 903 nucleotides long. RefSeq names its product Transcription elongation factor S-II (gene tfs1). Lineage: Eukaryota; Fungi; Ascomycota; Sordariomycetes; Hypocreales; Clavicipitaceae. Gene Ontology annotation, cellular component: nucleus. Gene Ontology annotation, molecular function: RNA polymerase II transcription regulatory region sequence-specific DNA binding; zinc ion binding. Gene Ontology annotation, biological process: regulation of mRNA 3'-end processing; transcription antitermination; transcription elongation by RNA polymerase I. The record is from RefSeq and is a predicted model, not a curated record.
AUGGAUCAACGAGAGCUCGAGUCGCGUGUAAAAGCGCUGACCAAGUCGGUUGCUGCCAACGAACCGCCCGAGAACGCCAUCAAGUUGCUGGAAUCGCUUAAGAAGGAUGCCAAGCCUACCGAGGAGAUGCUGAGGGCUACAAAGGCCGGUGUUUUCGUCGCAAAGCUUCGAGCAAACCCCAACAAGGAAAUCGCACGAUCAGCCGCCGAACUCGUCAUCAAGUGGAAGAAGCUCGUCGAACAAGAGAAGGCCUCAAGGGCGCAGCGGCCAAAGAUGGGCUCACCCGCCGCGGCGCCGGCCUCAUCCCCAGUCCCCCAGGCAGGCUCUGCCACCGGUGCCAAGAAGGCCUUCACGGGCGACCCCGAGAAGCGUAGCUUUACUGCUGACGGCGUUGAGCUUAAGCGAACCAGCUCGGGCGUCCGAGACAGGUGCAUUGGCCUCAUCUACAAUGGUCUCGCGUAUAGGUCGACCGAGUCUCCAGACGAUGUCAUCGCCAGGGCUGUUGCUGUGGAACACGCCGUCUUUAUCGAAUUCAAGGAAGACGAAGGUGAGGGAUACAAGAAGAAGAUACGGUCUCUCUUUGCGAAUCUCAAGACAAAGUCCAACAAGGACCUCGGCAAACGUGUCAUGGCGGGAGACAUAUCGCCCGAAAAAUUCGCCAAGAUGACCGACGAAGAACUCAAGAGCGAAGACCAGCGCAAGAAGGAGAUUGAGCUGGAGAAGGAGAACAUGAAGAGGGCCCAGGUCCCCAUGGCCGAGAAGAGCAUCAGCGAUAGUUUGGAAUGUGGCCGUUGCAAGAUGAAGAAGGUCAGCUACACGCAGGCUCAGACCAGAAGCGCGGAUGAACCGAUGACGACGUUUUGCGAGUGCAUGAAUUGCGGCCACAGGUGGAAGUUCUCUUAA